This is a messenger RNA of Orcinus orca (killer whale), 2721 nucleotides long. RefSeq names its product HDGF like 3 (gene HDGFL3). The record is from RefSeq and is a predicted model, not a curated record. The coding region runs from base 425 to 1033 and encodes 202 amino acids. NCBI's taxonomy places the organism in Eukaryota, Metazoa, Chordata, Mammalia, Artiodactyla, Delphinidae. Gene Ontology annotation, molecular function: double-stranded DNA binding; transcription coregulator activity. Gene Ontology annotation, biological process: regulation of transcription by RNA polymerase II. The transcript is spliced from 6 exons. Gene Ontology annotation, cellular component: nucleus.
GUGUUUGCGGUCGCUGCCCGAGGAGGAAUUCGGAGGAGGCGCGAGGCCCGGUGCUCGCGUCGCGCCCGGGAGCCCAGAAAAGAGGCCGCCGGCGGCGGCGGCGGCGGCAUGAGGCAGGCGACGCGGCGCCUGUGAGCAGCGCGCGGCGGCGGCGGCGGGGAACCUCAGCGCGGGGAGAGCCGAGCGGCCGGGGGCUCCCCUCCCCCGCUGCCGGGCGGUGAUUUGCCGGGCCUGCUGCGCCCCCCGCCCACCCCUCGCCCCAGCUGCCGCCUCGCCGCUUCCCUUCGUCGGAGCGGCCGCUCGUCCGCCCGCCCGCCCGGCUCGAGGCCCGCGGGGAGCGCGGCGCAGUCUGUUGGCCCGCGGGGGGGCGGCCUCCCGGCAUCUUCGCGGCGCCCAAGGACGACCAGGAAGGGGAGCGGCCGGGAUGGCGCGUCCGCGGCCCCGCGAGUACAAGGCGGGCGACCUGGUCUUCGCCAAGAUGAAGGGCUACCCGCACUGGCCGGCCCGGAUUGAUGAACUCCCAGAGGGAGCUGUGAAGCCUCCAGCAAAUAAGUAUCCUAUCUUCUUUUUUGGCACCCAUGAAACUGCAUUUCUAGGUCCCAAAGACCUUUUCCCUUAUAAGGAAUACAAAGACAAGUUUGGAAAGUCAAACAAACGGAAAGGAUUUAAUGAAGGAUUGUGGGAAAUAGAAAAUAACCCAGGAGUAAAGUUUACUGGAUACCAGGCAAUUCAGCAACAGAGCUCUUCAGAAACCGAGGGAGAAGGCGGGAAUACUGCAGAUGCAAGCAGUGAGGAAGAAGGUGAUAGAGUAGAAGAAGAUGGAAAAGGCAAAAGAAAGAAUGAAAAAGCAGGCUCAAAACGGAAAAAGUCAUACACUUCAAAGAAAUCCUCUAAACAGUCCCGGAAAUCUCCAGGAGAUGAAGAUGACAAGGACUGCAAAGAAGAAGAAAAUAAAAGCAGCUCUGAGGGUGGAGAUGCCGGCAAUGACACAAGAAACACAACUUCAGACUUGCAAAAAACCAGUGAAGGGUAAAACUGGUGCUCCAUAAAAUGAUCCUAUGGAAAAAAAAAAAAAGAUCCUAUGACUUCACCUGCCUCAUAACUUCUGCUUACUAUGUUCUGGGUGUCCUUCAGCUUCACUGCCACCCUGCAGCCUUUCAAUGUGCCUCAUAUUCAAAUGCCUCAAGAGAGAAUCUGAUUGGAUUAGCCAGCCAUUAUCCAGUAUAGAAGUGGUGUGGCGCUGAGCAUGGCAACCAGCGCGUUAAGGAACAAAUUCUGGCUGCUUACGUGGAGGAGACUUCUAGUCUAGCAAAUACUCAGAACAGUGUGUCCAGGACAUUCACCAUUAUGAAUUAACAAGAUAUAUUUUCACACACAGGCGCACAGAGUGUGAUUAUGGUAUGAGAAGUUAAAAAAAUUAGAUUUAUAAUUUGGUUUUAUAAGUACUCAUUUGAUAGCACCUUGUUUAAAGACCCCGCCCCCCAAAAAGCAUGUCCUUAAAGUUAUAGUCACAUUUUGCUACCACUUGCACUUUGUUUGGAGCAUGAAUAAUAUUCUGAGGCUGCCAUCAGACCAUCUGUUCCAAAUAUACUCUUCAACAUGGAUUGAGUAGUUGUUACUAUGAAUUUUCUACCAAUGUAAACAUAGAAUGUAUUGCCUUUCACAUUAAUAUUAAUAAAAAGACAUUGUUACAAAGAAUUUUCUUUGGUCGAUUAACAAUUUUUCAUUGUUUUAAUGGGUGUCUUCCUCCUUCACAAGGGAGGAAAAUCCUCUAAAGUCUGUGAGUAUAAUCUUAUUUCUAGUGUUUUUCUUUGUUAGGAGUCACGAGGCUCUGAAUCUUGCAAGUUCACAGAUUUUAAAUGUAAUUUUUAUUUAAGAUUAGCUUUCUCAUUUUGGUAGGAACAAAGAAGGCUAAGAAAUGUACUUCUGCCAUCUUGAGUGGAUGGUAGGUUUAGUAACUUUUCCUAUUUGAAGGUUCUGGAAUUAUUUGUAUAUUGUAUUCUGUACAGUACAGGAUAGAUUUUGGCUGCAUAAGUGAAAACAUACCCAUGAGUGAGCACAUGUAUGCUUACAAACAAAACAUACCCAUGAGUGAGCACAUGUAUGCUUACAAACAAGUUCAUUCACUCAGUGAAGUAAAAAGGCUGUUUUUAGAAAAAAUAUUGGGGGCCCGAGUUCCCUUUUUCAUUCAUCUCAUGAGAACAUUACUAAGGGGUUUAAUGUAUUUGGGAUAAUGAUGAAGAAAACAAAAAUAGCAUCCCUGUGGGGAAAUGUAACCUGAUACAAUUUAAAGUGGGACCAAAAUUGAAACAUAAUUCUUUUAGGAAACGGAAAUAUUUUAUCUUUGUCACAUGGAUGUAAUCUAAAUUUUAACAGAAAUCUAGGCUUCCGUUCUUUUUGUACAUCUUGAUUUUAUUAACUUUUGUAUUUCUUUGAGCCAUAUGUCACAAGUAAGUUGUAAAUAUUAUACAGAAUAAUCUGCAUACUCUUCAAAUACUUUUUUUUUUUUUUUUUUUUUUUGCGGUACGCGGGCCCCUCACUGUUGUGGCCUCUCCCAUUGCGGAGCACAGGCUCCGGACGCGCAGGCUCAGCGGCCAUGGCUCGCGGGCCCAGCCAUUCCGCGGCAUGUGGGAUCCUCCCGGACCGGGGCACGAACCCGUGUCCCCUGCAUCGGCAGGCGGGCUCCCAACCACUGCGCCACCAGGGGAGCCCCCCCUUUUU